This is a messenger RNA of Hevea brasiliensis (rubber tree), 2350 nucleotides long. RefSeq names its product methyl-CpG-binding domain-containing protein 13. Lineage: Eukaryota; Viridiplantae; Streptophyta; Magnoliopsida; Malpighiales; Euphorbiaceae. The transcript has 8 exons. Gene Ontology annotation, molecular function: DNA binding. The record is from RefSeq and is a predicted model, not a curated record. Bases 619 to 2157 code for a protein of 512 amino acids.
UUCACGAUUACACAGAAAGAGAGAGAUUUGAGAGAGACAGAGAGAGUACCCGGUGAUGAAAACAGGAGUUUCUGGCGACAACUGGAAGUCCGAUGACCCACUACCGGAGGGCUGGACAGUCCAGGUCAAAGUGAGGAGCAACGGUAAAAAAGAUAAGUCUUCUCAGUAACUCAAAGAUGAACCCAAAAUGGAAAGAUGCCUAAUGGGUUCUAUCCUGCUGUUCAAGAUUGGGGGAUAAGACUAUUCGAGUAGGACAAAGUCUUGGGCUUGCAACCUCUUGGUAGCAGGUUCAAGACUUCACAACAACCACCAUCUCCAGAAUUCUCUUCACAUGACCCUAUUUUGAUGGAACAUAACUAGUGUUACUUUCCUCCCUCAGGUGAAGGUAAAUUCUACUCCAAACUAGAGGUAGUUCGCUAUCUUAACAACAGCAAUCCUAAAUCUGAAGAGAAGGAAAAAGGCAUUGACCAGCACAAUGAAAAUGUUGUAGUUGAGAAGGCUGAGCCAAAAGGAUUACCUCCAGGAUGGACCAAAGAAAUCAAAGUGACAAAGAAAGCUCAUAAAAUCAGAAGGGAUUCGUAUUACACUGAUCCUGCAAGCGGAUAUGUAUUCCGCUCUAUGAAGGACGUACUUCGCUAUCUUGAAACUGGGGAGGUAGGGAAACAAGCAUUCAAGCCCAAAGACAAAGGCAACAAUGAUGUUGAGUUGGAAGAUGAUAAAGCAUGUUCACCAGCUGCAGCAAAGAAACAAAAGUUGGCAGUCAAUGGAACAAGAAGUCCAACUAUAAGUGAGAAGAGCUCAAAGCCAUUUGAAGUUGCAAAGGAUGAACAAGUACUUAGUUCGGCUAAUACAGGAGAAUCCUUGCCUGUCUCUGAGCAUAAUGUAGUAGGUGCUCAGUCUAACAGCUCAGAAGUGCCAGAGGGCAAAGGUUCAAACCAAACAGUAGGGAAGAGUGAUCCUGCUACAAGUGUAAUAGCUACUGCAGUUGAUAUCCUCCCAAAUGAGCCACCAGUGGAAAGUAGGGUGAUGAAGGAUGAAAUUAGAAGUACACCUCAAAAAUGCAAGAAGAAAAAGAAUCUUAACCUGCCUCGCCGGGCUUCAAAGCGACUUGCUGGCCUUCCACUCGAUCCUACACCUGAAUUGAAAACAACAAACCGAGCCCGUCAAGCUCCAGUUAAACAGUCUGAUGAUAUAGUUGUAAGUACAGGUGGAGGUUCUUCCCACACUGAGCUCCCCAAAAGCACAAAAUGUUCAUUUGAGUCAAAUAAGAGCAAGCAUCCAAUUGUACAUACAGCUGCUCCAAGCGAACAUGUAGAAAAGGUAGAAAGUGUAAAAAGGGGUGAUGAGAAGCCUGAACAUGCUGUUGUUUCAUCUAUAGGAAAUCUAGUAGAAACAGAAAAUGAGGAUAGUAAGAAGUGUGAACAUGCUGUUCUUUCAGCUGGUAGGAAUCUGGCUAUUGGAGAGGAACAUCCUGGAAUGAUCAUAACUGACAAUAAUGCUGAUGAGAAGCCAGGACUGCCUAUUGACCUGCCACUUGGGGAGUUAUGGCAAGAUCCAUGCAUUGCAUUUGCAAUAAAAAUCCUCACUGGAAUAUCAUUUGACAAUUCUGGAAGUGUACAAGUCUCAUCAGGGUCAAACAAUAGUGAAUUUGGGAGCUCAACUGCUUUGGAAGACCAUGCCAGGAAAGAGGAAGAUCAUAGGAAGCAAGGAUGCACUGUUCAUCAGCCUCUGGUUAACAUAGUUACUUCAGAAGAACGUCCUAGAGGAAUUGACAUUGGUGAUAAAAGUGAUGAGAAGCCAGGAUCCCCUCUUUCUUUUGCAGAUGCAUGGGCAGACCCCUGCAUUGAAUUUGCUAUAAAAACUCUCACAGAUGCAAUUCCAUUAGACUAUGAUAUGGUCAUUCAGGAUUGUCUUCCACAGAAAGCGAGCUCAUCACAGUCACAAGAAAGUAGUGGCUUGACCUUGCAGAAUGUAGGUGAGCCUGGUCAAACCGAAUUUUUUUAUCGGCAAUUUGGCAUUUCAGAGAAGCCUUCAUACAAUCAAGGGGCUUUGAUGGAGCCUGCAUUACCACACGCUAAAAAUGUGAACUUAGGAUACUCGGGUGGAGCCAUUCACCAUCAACUCAGUGAAGACAGAAGCAAAGAAUAUAAAAGGUAGCAAUCCAGUUGUAGUAAUCAAUUCAUUGUACAGUCUAGGGAACUUCGAUCUGGACGUGAUUAUUUUUGGGACGAGAUCAUCUGUAAUUCUCUAGUUAGCAUGAAUGUUCACCCCCUAAUCUAUCUGUACUCAGAUAUAAACUUUGUUGUCAUUCAUUUGAGAUAAAAAUUAGUUGGAACAGCAGUUUUUCUUA